Ziziphus jujuba (common jujube) is the source of this 1325-nucleotide messenger RNA. RefSeq lists its product as uncharacterized. The transcript is spliced from 5 exons. The coding region runs from base 382 to 1020 and encodes 212 amino acids. Lineage: Eukaryota; Viridiplantae; Streptophyta; Magnoliopsida; Rosales; Rhamnaceae. The record is from RefSeq and is a predicted model, not a curated record.
GAAGGAAUCCCACAAAAAGUUCCAAAAGAAAGGGAAAGCAUAGUGAAAAAUAAUAAAAUAAAAUAAGAAAACAGAAGGGUAUAAUGGGGAAAAUGGUAGUUUCAUAAUUUCCAGUGGUGGCUUCAAAGAAAGAAAGCAGCAGAGAAAGCACAGAGAGAGAGAGAGAGAGAGAGAGAGAGUGGUUUUUAAUGUGUUUUUUGGUUUUCUUGCUUCGAUCAUUUUGCUGAGGCACGACCUCUCUCUCUUCUGUAAUUCUCUUCUUUCUGUUUUGCAUUCAUUAUACAAUUGAACGCUAAGAAAAACCCAUAAACAAUUGCCUAAAAAAGAAAAAAAGGAAAAUUGCUUUUAAGGAAAUUAACAAAGAAGAAGAAAAAAACGAAAAUGGUGUCGGCAAGCAAGGAGAUGGUGGUAUACUGUUUUGAUACUCUUGUUUCUCACUACAAUAGCGAAGAGGCUCCUCCCCCAGCCUUUGAUGAGGGUCAACACCCAUUGUUUGUUACCUGGAAGAAAGUGGUGAAUGGUUCAGAGCCUCGUUUACGUGGAUGUAUUGGAACACUUGAAGCACGUUGCUUGAUCAAUGGCUUCAAGGAUUAUGCUCUAAACAGUGCUUUGAGGGAUCGCAGGUUUCCUCCCAUACAACCUAAGGAAUUACCUUUUUUGGAGUGUACAGUUUCUAUUCUGACUGAUUAUGAAACUGCUAACCAUUAUCUUGACUGGGAGAUUGGAAAGCAUGGUAUAAUUAUUGAGUUUACAGAUCCUGACUAUAAUACUAGGCGCAGUGCCACAUAUUUGCCUGAGGUGGCUGCCCAUGAGGGUUGGACCAAAACAGAGGCAAUUGACUCAUUGAUGCGCAAAGCAGGAUACAGCAGCACCAUUACCGAGCAGCUAAGGAAGCGGAUUAGACUGACCCGAUACCAGAGCACAUUAUGCACCAUGCAAUACAGUGAAUAUGUUUCGUAUGUCAGGGAAGCCAGAGGUGCAGCUCCGUCUAUUGUUGGGGUUAAGCCUGCCAACUAUUGAUUUUUCCAAGCUGCUUUUUCCUAAGACCAGAAAGCUAGUUUGGUUUAAAACAAAAAGGGAAUACCAUUCAAAAAGAAAAUCUGGGUUGGAAUUGAAUUUGCUAAUUGUUCCAUCCUAUUGCUGCUUCUGUAUUGUUGUAACCUGUUGAUAUCAUUCUUCAAAUUCAUUUUGAUUUUGGAGAAAGAAACUAGAAACGCUGGUUGAACUAAGAUUGCUCUGUUUUUAGCUGCCCAUAGCUGACAUUCUUCAGCAGCUUCUUUGGGAAAAACUUGACUCUGUUUUAAAUUUGGUUCGUGAUUCAGUCA